AUGGAAUCAAAUUCAAUCAAAUCAACCUCAAGCAUACCCAAAUCCAAUCAAAGCAAUAAAGAAAAUGUUCCACCAGUUUGCAAGAAUAAGAUCUCAAUUUCUCAAAUUGCUCCAUCAUCAUCAUCUUUCAAGAGCAAGAACAAGAAAAAGGUGAUUCAGCGAAAACUCAAACGAGUUCCUCUUGCUGAUAUAACCAAUCUCUGCAACAUUUCUUCUGCAUCUUCUUCAACUUCAACUAACUUUACUCUUUCUCACCAGCAACCACUAAUUGGAGUCUCGAUUUCUUGGAAGGGGACGCCAAAACCUUUCAAUCUUGCUUCUAAAUCAUUGAGGAUGGAAUUCAGAUAG
Messenger RNA from Lathyrus sativus (Indian pea), 348 nucleotides. Lineage: Eukaryota; Viridiplantae; Streptophyta; Magnoliopsida; Fabales; Fabaceae. The record is from the annotation of a GenBank genome assembly.